AUGUCUACUUCCGUCCCAGACCGCUACAAGCUCAUCUUCUUCGUCCCAUCUACCAACGCGGAGGCCUGCAAGGAAGCCAUCUUUGCCACGGGCGCAGGAUCCUUCCCCGGUGAAAAGUACACCAAAUGCUGUUUCCAGACUGCUGGCACUGGCCAAUUCCUGCCAAACGAGGGUGCAGACCCGGCGGUCGGGGCUGUUGGUACUUUGGAACGGUGCGAGGAGGUCAAGGUUGAGGUCAUGUGCCUUGGGCGUGAUGUGAUGCUGAAUUCAGUCAAUGCUUUGGUUGCAGCGCAUCCGUAUGAGGAGGUCGCCUAUGAGGUUUAUAAGAUGGAGAAUGUGGCCCGCCCGAGUAAAACGCCUCGUCAACUCGACUUCUCCUCCAACCUCCAACCUCAACUACUUCCAAUUGACGCCCACUCAUCGCCCGCGAUGGCCUCCAAACUCUUCUUCGUCCCGCGGGUUGGCCGCCAGCUGGCACAGCAGCUUCACAAAUCUCAAUACAGGGCAUUCUCCGCCGCUUCGCAGCGGUUCAGCGAGUCCCUUUCGGUGCACCGCAACAAGCCCAACAACAACCCGAGCCUUCCCUUCAAGUUUUCCGAACAGAACCUCAAGCUCGCCGAUGAGAUUCUCAAGCGUUACCCUCCCCAGUACAAGAAGGCUGCCGUCAUGCCCUUGCUUGAUCUCGGCCAGCGCCAGCACGGCUUCACCAGCAUUAGCGUAAUGAACGAGGUCGCUCGCAUGCUCGAGAUGCCCCCGAUGCGCGUCUACGAGGUUGCGACCUUCUACACCAUGUACAACCGUGAGCCGGUUGGCAAGUACUUUGUGCAGCUCUGCACUACGACCCCCUGCCAGCUCGGCGGCUGCGGCAGUACCGCCAUCGUCAAGGCCAUCACCGAACACCUCGGAAUCACCCCCGGCCACACCACCGAGGACGGCCUCUUCACAUUCAUCGAGGUCGAGUGCCUAGGCGCCUGCGUCAACGCCCCCAUGGUUCAGAUCAACGACGACUACUACGAGGACCUGACCCCAGAGUCCAUCAAGACUCUCCUGACAGCCCUGAAGGAGUCCGCUACCGCUACCGGUGCCGGCGCCGGCACCAAGGUUCCUGCCCCUGGCCCGUUAAGCGGGCGCGACACCUGCGAGAACAGCGCCGGUCUGACCAACUUGACCGACGUGCCUGAGUGGAAUCCGGAGGUCAUGAUGCGCAAGGACAACGCAUUGGACGCGGAACCCAAGCAAUAG
This is a messenger RNA of Penicillium bovifimosum, 1242 nucleotides long. RefSeq names its product complex I 24 kDa subunit family protein. Gene Ontology annotation, molecular function: NADH dehydrogenase activity. NCBI's taxonomy places the organism in Eukaryota, Fungi, Ascomycota, Eurotiomycetes, Eurotiales, Aspergillaceae. Bases 1 to 1242 code for a protein of 413 amino acids. The record is from RefSeq and is a predicted model, not a curated record. The transcript has 4 exons.